This is a messenger RNA of Dichotomopilus funicola, 417 nucleotides long. RefSeq lists its product as uncharacterized. NCBI's taxonomy places the organism in Eukaryota, Fungi, Ascomycota, Sordariomycetes, Sordariales, Chaetomiaceae. The transcript has a single exon. The record is from RefSeq and is a predicted model, not a curated record. The coding region runs from base 1 to 417 and encodes 138 amino acids.
AUGGGUACCACACUUUCUCGGUGCACCUCGAAGAAUUCGAGCUCCAGCGCUUCAACUCCCUUGGACGUGAGCCAAAGGGUCUUUGAGAAGCAACCCAACUGGCUCACUGCGCCAUCGAGAUGGCGCAUGCACUGCAAUCCAAACCCCGUCCGCUACCGUACACCCACACCAUACCCCAAAGAGGACCGGAAGCGGCUCGAGGACAUUACCAACGACACUGCGUCAGUCCGGAUCGGCGAGAGCGAGAAAGUCGUCGUCGUUGAAGCCCCCGUCGUCCAGCACAUUGAGGUCCGCAAGCCAUUCUCAAAGCACAAGCAACUCCAAGCUCCCAGGCCCAGUUUCCAUGAACCCAGAGGCUCUAUCACCGUCAGCUGGGAGUCAUCCGCGCGCCUGAACCGUUUCGAGCGCGUUGCAUGA